UCCUUUUUUGCUCCCUCCCCUUGAGCCACGUCAGCUGGGAGCUCCAGUCCUGCCCCAACUUUCUUAGGGGCUUCUUAGGGGGUGGGGAGAAACAGAGGGGGGUCCACCCAAAGCAGGACCCCUCCUCUUUUCACCCCCCACUCCUGCCCCCCAGGAUGGUCUUGCUGACUAUGAUCAGCCGGGUCCAAGACGGGCUCCUCCUGGCUGCCUCCAUGCAGGAAACAGAGCAGUCAAAUCGAAACUUCCAGGAAUACCAUAGCCAAGCCAAGCAGCUUUUCCGCAAACUUGGGGACCAUUCACCAAGCCGGUGUUCUCUGGAAGCCGGGCCAAUGACUUUCCAUUACCUGAUCAGCCAAGGCAUUUGCUACUUGACACUGUGUGAAGCUGCGUACUCCAAGAAACUGGCCUUCGCUUAUCUGGAGGAGUUGCAAACUGAAUUUUGGGAGCUGUAUGGAAAGAAAGUUUCCUUUGUUUCGAGACCUUAUGCCUUCAUUGAAUUUGACAUUUAUAUCCAGAAGCUGAAGAAGUCCUAUCUUGAUACCUGGUCAAAGCGACACCUGAGCAGCAUCAACCUGGAACUACAGGAUGUCCAGAAAAUCAUGGUCACCAACAUUGAAGAGGUGCUUCAGCGUGGAGAGGCCUUAUCAGCUCUGGAUUCCAAGGCCAGCAACUUGUCGACUCUUUCCAAGAAAUACCGCCAGGACGCCAAACUCCUCAAUAGCCGUUCUGCUUAUGCCAAGGCAGCUGCCACCAGCCUGAUCUUUGUGGUACUUAUGCUCUACAUACGUUUUUGGUGGCUGGUAUGACUGCAAAGUCUUUAUCUUCGUCUUUCUCUCCCACUCCAUAAUUCCUGUCCAGCAAAAAAGAAAUUAUCCCAUCUGUCCACCAAAUCUCCCACUAAGACAGAAUUUAAACAAGUGGCACCACUGACUUCUGGAGAGAAUGAGAACUGUUAAAAUAUCUUGAAGCAACACCUGUUAUUUUUUAAGAUUAUUUUUAAAAUAUGGCACUUUUGCCACCGUGUGGCCCAAACAGGGAUGACCAUUGUUAAGAGUUUAUUUUAACUGUGGUCCUUCGAAUGUGUAAAAUAAAAGAGUCCUGUAUUUUCAAUGAACCAGGGGGGGACAGCAAGAGCUACAGCCAUUGACAGAUUGUGAAGGCAGUUUUCAUACAGACAAACAAUCUCACGGCACCUUAAAGACUGUUCAGAGUUAUUGUAUGUUUUGGCCACAAUAAAUCCCAUAUUCUAAGAUAA
Messenger RNA from Anolis carolinensis (green anole), 1255 nucleotides. Its product is annotated as vesicle-trafficking protein SEC22b. The coding region runs from base 156 to 806 and encodes 216 amino acids. NCBI's taxonomy places the organism in Eukaryota, Metazoa, Chordata, Lepidosauria, Squamata, Anolidae. The record is from RefSeq and is a predicted model, not a curated record. Gene Ontology annotation, molecular function: SNAP receptor activity. Gene Ontology annotation, cellular component: SNARE complex; endoplasmic reticulum membrane; endoplasmic reticulum-Golgi intermediate compartment. The transcript has 5 exons. Gene Ontology annotation, biological process: retrograde vesicle-mediated transport, Golgi to endoplasmic reticulum; vesicle fusion with Golgi apparatus; endoplasmic reticulum to Golgi vesicle-mediated transport.